GGUAAAAGUAACUGGUUAUAGCACUAUAAAACACCAGGUUUGACGUUUGUAAGUCACACUAUACGGAAGGAUUUGUAACAGACAUCAAACCCAACAAUGUUCGUCUUACAGUUCUUGACCUGUCUUCUGCUUACAGUUGCUGUCAGAUGUACUGUACCAAAAGGCUACAUUUUGGAUGUUUCACAAUUUUGCGGCCAGGUCUCCGGUAGUGAUGACUAUUCUGGAAUCGGAGCUAACGUGACCAUCAAAUCUGAUCUAUAUGUCCAAGCACAGAUCAAGUGUCGACAAGGUCUCGUCACGCUCAACCCAAUUAAUGAAACCAAUACUGAAACCACCCUCGAUCUGUGUUACACCAACGAUACGGUUUCUGAAUGUCCAUGUGAAUUCAAUACACCAGCAGACGGGUCCAAUUUCUACUCUGCCGAAUUACAAGUCUUCUGGGGAUUUAACAACGGCACAUUAAUGAAUGAAUAUGAAACUUACACAAUUUCCUGUAUUGCCGAAGGAAAUAAAACUAAUGUUGUGGAUUCGAAGACUAUUGUGGAAGACUAUAUUCCCGUAGACAAACAGUUGGUUAAAUCUCUCGGCCAUGAUUAUGCAGGAACUGUCACAUUUAAAUUGAUUGACAUUCUUGGUAAAGACAUCGGUGCUACAGUUGCCAUGUCGAAAAAAGUUCGGUUAUUAUUAACGGUCACUACUGCCGACUACCUAGGCGUGAUUCCAUACGAUUGCAAGGCUGUCAGUGGUGAUGGUAAAACAAGCUACCGAUUUCUUCAAGCUGGAUGUGGAGAUGGAACUAUCAUCCCAAAAAACAAAGGUUUCACAACAAAAACCAUUGCAGGAGGUAACGAUAAAACCGCAACCAGUCCAUUUUUUAAAGUUUUCAAGUUACUAGAAGCUACACAAAGUGGUGCCAUCUCCUACGAAUGUUCAUUUACAGUUUGCAACGCCACCUGUGACGGGUCAUCGUGUGCCUUGAGGACUAAGAGAUCUGUCGAUUCCUUUGCUGAGAUAGAAGAGCAAAAGCAAGUGAAGACACCAUUAUACAAUAUUCAACGCCUAGAAGAUCGUGUGGAAGAUCGUCUAGACCAAUCACGACAGGAACUAAGCGACCUGAAAAUGGAUACUCGUCUGAAGCUGGCUUCCCUUGAAAUCGUCGGCAUCGGAGCUGUUGCGUUGUUAUCACUUGUAAUUGCCACAUAUUCCUGUAUCAGAGUUGAACAAAAACGCCUACGUGAAAGGGUGAGCACAAAGAUGUCAUCCGCAUAAUGUCACGUGCUUGACACUUUUGUUAUUCGUUGUUAACAUUUAAUUGUUACAUUGUUUUUUCUUUGUUCAGCAUUAUCUGUUACAAUUAUCGAUCCUUCUGAAUAAAAUAUGGUGCAUUUGU
Molecule: messenger RNA, 1390 nt
Organism: Mytilus trossulus (common blue mussel)
Lineage: Eukaryota; Metazoa; Mollusca; Bivalvia; Mytilida; Mytilidae
Exons: 10
Coding region: 97-1269 (390 amino acids)
Source: RefSeq, a predicted model, not a curated record